CCGGCCAUGCUGCGGGUGCUGCUCCAGCGGGCCACGCACCUCCCGAGCCUGGAAAAGCGGGAUAAGCAGAGCGAUCCCGUGGCCAGCCUGACCUUCCGAGGUGUGAAGAAGAGGACAAAGGUCAUCAAGAACAACGUCAAUCCCAUAUGGAAUGAGGGAUUCGAGUGGGAUCUCAAGGGGGUUCCCCUGGACGCCGGAGCCGAGCUCACCGUGGUGGUCAAGGACCAUGAGACCGUGGGCAGGAACAGGUUCCUGGGGGAGUGCCGGGUGCCCCUCCGGGAUGUGCUGGGCACCCCCAGCCUGGCGGCCUCAUUCAACCUCCCGCUGCUGGACACGCGCAGGGAGGGCACCGGG
Messenger RNA from Neopelma chrysocephalum (saffron-crested tyrant-manakin), 354 nucleotides. Its product is annotated as dysferlin-like. The annotation marks the transcript as partial. Gene Ontology annotation, molecular function: lipid binding. Gene Ontology annotation, cellular component: endoplasmic reticulum. The record is from RefSeq and is a predicted model, not a curated record. Lineage: Eukaryota; Metazoa; Chordata; Aves; Passeriformes; Pipridae. The transcript has 4 exons.